Messenger RNA from Mesorhabditis belari, 6861 nucleotides. The record is from the annotation of a GenBank genome assembly. NCBI's taxonomy places the organism in Eukaryota, Metazoa, Nematoda, Chromadorea, Rhabditida, Rhabditidae.
AUGACUGAAGAGAAAAUGGAUACAAGCUCUCCUGCCGCAAGCUCGGCACCGGAGCUCUACACGCUUAAGUAUGAUCUGGGCUCAAAGGAAACGAAAAUUGUGGAUGUAUUCAAGUCGACCGCCGAUCGACGCAAUAUGGGAGAAACAACUCGACGAGUGACGGCUCUAGAGGCUCUUCAACUCACCAUAGAUGACUACAAGAAGAUUGUCGCUGGACCGAAUCAUAUCGUGUUUCUGUUGAAGGAUGGUCGUGUGUUUCGGCUUGGUUAUACAGUUACAAAUCGUGCUGUUGGAUCAACUUCUUCUACUACUACUACUACUACUACUACUGCUACUGCAGCUGCUGUUGCUGUCGUGCCAGCUGUUCCGCAACAAUCGACCACUCGUCAUCCAAAGUAUCGUCGCGUGAUGGUUAGUUCUGCAAGACGUGGUGGCGGACCGAGGACUUCUUGGCUGAUGGACAGAGGACGCCCAAUGAUUCCAGCUGCUGAUGUUCCUGAAGAUCUCGUCGCUCAAGCCCAAGUAGUGCUCCAAGGAAAGUCUCGUGAUGUGAUUGUUCGAGAAUUACAAAGAACAAAUCUGAAUGUGAAUCAAGCUGUGAACAAUCUGCUAUCUCGAGAUGAUGAUAAUGAAGAUGAUGAUCUAGACGAAAGGGGAGAAAUUCUGAUUCCCGAGGAGCUAAUCGCUGUUUUGGAGGCUCGUCAUCAACACGGUGGUCCUACUUCGGACCUCACGCGCAAUUUGGAAGCAAUCUUUAUGCCAGAGGAAGGACGAGUGCCGCGUGGCGAGAAUCACGGAAAAAAAGAAAGCAAAGGCGCCGAUUCGUAUGAGGAGUUUCUCUUCAAGGAUCAAGUUGAAUUCUGGCAAAAUGAAACGAUGGCGCAAGAAGAAAAGAUGCUGUUAUUCACCGACAUUACCGCUUGUGCUACAGAAAUUAUUGGACUUGCAGAUGGAAAAGCUUACGGAUGGAAAUGGUGUGAUGCAAACGGAACCACUCAACUGCACCAACGAGCACGCGAUGUGGCUGGAGAUUCAAAGAUUGUCAGAAUGUGUUCAUCUUACCUUCGAGUGGCAGUUCUCUACGAAAAGCUAGAAGCAAACGGCGAAAUGAUUCGAGAGAUUGGAUCAUGGGUCGACCCGACGGUCAUUCCAGGCAAAGUCGGAAUGGCCCUAUCGCAAGUGAUUCCACAACAACGCAGUAUUGAUUACUCGAAAGCUCGUGGUGACGCGCACUUUUUCUGCACGGAUCUUUUAUGCUGGAUUCGUUACGCAAAGUGUGGCAUCAUUCCUCCAUCAGAGAAAAUCAUCAACUUUGGAAAGGCACUGGCAAAGAAAGAAGCACAGGCAAAACAAGAGGGACGCGGCGAAAACGAGAUAUGCGUUGGAGCUGAAGUAACACCGAAGGCUUCGCCAAUCUACGAAGCGGGAAGUGUUGCGGUGAUGCUAAAAGAUGGGGCCCUCAAGGUUGGAGUGCUAAUGGAACGAGCAUGGACGCUCACUGAAUCAUGCCGGUUUCGCAUUGUCGACAAGAGUCAGUACGAUUUGGAUUUUAAAGAUCUUUGUAAAGAGCAACCUAUGGAUACUGAGAAAGUUGGCGAAACUCGGAAGACGAAGGCGAAUGACAUUGAAUUGCAACCGCAAGAAGAAUGGUCAAUCAGCGAAGCGGUCUUCAUUUACGAGCAGCCGAAUGUAAAUCUGUGGACUGUUGUCAUUCAUGACCGAGAUUCAAAGCAGUGUGUGGUUGUCAACCCACGAGAAGCUCCGUGGAUCGAUGUUCCUAGAAACGAAAUCUCUGUUUCACACCCGAAGUUUCACGAGAGCAAGCUACAGAUACGUCAAGUAUCUCAACUGCAAGUAAAACAAGCUUCGUGGGAUUGUACACAAUUUCUCGACUCACCGAAAAGCAUUGAAACGACAAGAGUCUCACUCAAAAUGCCAAUUGCUUAUGACGUUUUGUCAAGUGUUGUCGCCGAUGAAAAAGGUCUUCGUUGUCUUGUUUGUACAGACGGUUUCUACAGCAUUCUACGGGUCUCGUUAAAUGGACGCUUGCUCUCAAAACAUCCGAUGCCAUUUGGCUCAUUUUCGGUCAACGACAGCUCAAAGCAACUGGAAACAUUGACGGAGCAUCCUGAUUUUCCAUUAUUUGUGAACUUUUCAAAAAAAGAUGCCCUCUUUGUCCAAAUAAAGCCGAAUUCCAUGAUGCUGCCAAUGCAACGAAUGGGAGAUGGAGGAUUCAAGGAGCUGAUGUCGUUUCAACAACCACUUUGUCCUUUGCAAUCACUAUGGAUUGACUCCGUUUCUAACGACAAAGAUCACAAGAACACUGGCUCUGUCAUCAUUUUUGGUCUAUCACCACCAACGACUGGCAACCUACUGCAAGCUGUUUUGGACUGUGAUGUAAAAGCUGUGAGGAAUGAACUGGGUCGAUUGGCUGAUGUUUCUGAAGCAAAGCAAGCCGCAUCUUUUGGAAUUUCUACGGCACAGAAUGAACAAGAAACGCUCGUCUUCAACGAUCUUGGCGGGAAUGUGCUUCAUGCCGCGGUCCUCCUGGCAAGCUCAGCCUCGAACAAGAAUCAAGCAGACAAACCUAAAGAAAAAGUUGGACCUACCACCGAGAAACCGGAAGACCAAAAGUUGCCUCGACUCCGUUCUUCGCGCGCUAACCAAGAAGUAGUGGCUGCUCUUCGUGAGCCCGAAGUACCCGCCAUGUCACCAUCUUCGAAUGAGCCAAUGAGCAAGUUGAAGCAGCGACAGAAAGAUGCCAUGGAAAUCGUCGCGCUACUGGUUGAUGCGCCUUUUGUCAACAAACACUUCUUCGUCAACAUUUUGAAGCAAAAAGAUUGCAAUGGUCUGAAUCCAUUUGGUUGCGCCAUUCAACAAAGAGCUUACUCAGCCGCCAAGGUCAUCUGGGAAACAAGUCUUCGAAGAAAGGUCGAUAUCAAUAUCCUUCUUGCUCCACCACCGGAUUGGGCAUCAUCGACCGAUCACACCAAGAGCUGGGCUUUGUUUGCUUUGGCUAUUGCUGACACUUGCUCAUAUACUUGGACCGGACAGACACGUGUGAAGAUGGAUGUUUACGAAUGCCGCACUUGCAACUUGACCGGUUCGAGCUGUUGUUGCGCGGAAUGUAUCUUGACCUGCCAUAAAGGACACUCAAUCUCCCUCAAAGAAACAAGCUCAGCUGCCUACUGUGAUUGCUGGGAAAAAUGCGCGUGCAAGGCUUUGGUUUCUGGAAACUUGGAAGCACGGAUGUGGUUGUUCAAAGAAAUUAUUGCGAAGACCGACUACCAUUGUUGUCCAAAUGAGAAGUCCCAACAUAUCAUCUACUUUUUGGCUCAAACUGUGGCUCGACAGAAUGUUGAACAAUCGGCCUAUCGGAGGAAGUCGCAUAGACAUCCUCGCGAAGAAGCUCCACCAAAUACACCCGAACAAUGUUUGGAUCCACCAGAUUUUGCCACAAAGGCUUUGAGUGUUUGUUUGGGAAACUCAAAAGUUCUUCAGCAAUUCGUGAUGGAGGUGACCAACAAUGACUUGAACCCUAACGAAUUGGAUAACGUGGGAAAAGAAGAGUGGCGCCAGCGCUUCAAGAGCGAGCAACUCGACGUGACGCUGUUUCUUUUGCUGACGAAAUGUCCUUCUACUAAUUUGGCUUGUUUGGUGGAGCUUUUGCAAAAAGGGAUGAAAAGAAGACAGGACGCUGCGGGCCCAAUCGUCGGUCGAAUUAUCCGAGCCAUUCUGCGAAUUUAUGCUCUUCUUUGCUCAUUGUCAACCACGGCGUCUAUGGUGGCAACAAAUGGAAUCUUCACUAAAUUUCCGGUUACUAUUGACAAAGAUGACCAACUCGGGAUCGGAAUCUUUAACCUUCGCCGCUUGCUUACUGGUGGAAGUAAAUCCGAUGAUCCGAAGCCAGACAAGAUCAUUUACGUGAUGAACAGAUGCCAUGAUGUUUUGAAAGCUUUUCGCCCAUACACGAGUUUGGAAGCUGCACGUAUGGCGAACGGACUGAUUCAUCCGGUCGUUGUGGGAAGAGCUGCUGCCAUCAUGCCGAUCAACACGAAAAUCGCGGAUAGCGAGAUUUUUGCGACGAUUGAGAAAACACUGAUGCGAAAGCCAGCUGCCAAGGCGCGGCCACAUGGUGAUGAAGAAGAAGACAAGCAGACUGGCGAUGAAAUGGACAGCGAUCACAAUUCGCUUGUCUCGUCAAGCACUUUUUCGAUGAACGAAGAAGAAGAGCGCGAAGAUCAAGUCUCGGAUGGAGAUGAAAGCGCUGCUUCCUUUUUCAGCGAUGAGGCUUCGGAGGACGAGGAUCAUUAUGAUGAGGAGGAGAAUCAGGAAGAGAACGGGCAAGACAUGGAGCACGGAGACGAAAACCUGAUUCUUGCCUUUGAAAGACUACUGAACGCUCGGGCAGAAGGCCGAAACCGACGUCACGAGAAUCGCAACCAUAGUCGUAGACAGGAAAGACAAGAAGCUGGUGAAACUUCCGCGAAUCACGAGAGAGUCGAUGUCGUACCUGAAGGAUAUGCUGCUGCUCAAGAAUCCGCUGCCGAUUCUUCUUCGGAAGUUAUGACAACUCUACCACGUAGGGAUUCAGUGGAAACUGCCAGUCGCCAGCCACCAAAUCGAUCGCCACAAGAAGCAGUCAUGAUAUUUGCCACCGAGAAUGUGGGCCAACCAUUAACCGCAUCAGGGAAUGUGACAUUGGGUGAAGCAGGGGACAAGUCUACCGUUAAUGAUCAUCACAUGAAUGGUGACAGCAUCCGUCAUUUGUGCUCGUCUUUCUAUAUUAUGGCACGACUUGCUUUGGAGAUUGAACUUGAGAACUGGAAAAACGACGGUGGCCCUGAUGGCUUGAAACUUAUCGAAGCGUCUCUGGGUCCAGCGUGGAAAUGGCUUGCUGCAGCGCUUGAUACGACUGAACAGAAAAUCACACUCUCGAAGUCUCGACAAAUUGACGUGAAACUUGAGGCGGGGAAUGUGCUGAAGGAGUUGAGUGAGGUGCCGACAAUGUCGUCAUCUGAGCUUUUGAUCGAUCUGAUGCGCUCAUCCGACGGAGAGUUCGGCGAUCAUCCACCAAUUUUGAACGCUGGCCUCCUCAGACCAUUGGCUCUACUGACAGAUGUGUUUUUACUACGGUGCCGGGUGCUCGACACUGUUCGUUCAAGGAAAGUCACGCAACAGCCAACUAUUGGUUCCUUUUUUGAGAGAGGCCUCAACUUCAGCUAUCCUGGUGUUAUUUUGAGUGAGAAAAGCUCCAUUUUUGAUGAUCCGCUGAAAUUGGCAACUUCGCCUCUACUCCUUCAGCCGACUUCCGCCAGACUCGAUUACUUCAAUCAUCAAAGCGCAAAGAUGUCAUUGGAGAAUUGGGACCAACUUUAUGAGAAACAACUGGACCUCGAACUGAAUGCCACUAGCAGGACCACUCCGGAAGAAAACCAACGCGUUGCUGCUCCAUUCGAGAAAGACUCCACUCUUCAGUUGCUUGAAGUUCGCGCAGAGUCAAGGUGGUCAAAUGCAUUAGAAUGUUUGGCGAAAAACUUCCAUGCGGAGAUCUUUACUGUGUGCGGCCGCGAGGUCAAGAAGUCUUUGUUGAUCAUCGGACAUGCCAGCUACAAUGUGAGGGCGCAUUACUUCAACCAAAAGAUUUUUGAAUACAGUGGCCAAAAUCCGAGCAAAAAGAUUACUUUGGAGAAUUUGUCACACAAUGCCGAGAAGUUGAUCAGGGAUACGGCCUCUCAAUUGGAUGCUCAAUUCUUGAAACGUCUGAGUCCAAGAGUGCCGCCUGGGCCAGUACUAUUUGCAUCCGAGAUGAAAGUCAGCUACGAAAACGAGCCAGGCGAAGGAAGUGGCGCCCUGAUGACCUUACGGAAAUUGCCACAAGGAACCUCUCUUCAAGAAAAACAAGAUGACUUGACUGAGCCCAAGAUUGAUGACAACGCUCCUUUGUUUUACCAAAUGUCGACUGGCCAAAAAGUCUUCUCUAUGUGCCCGGGCAACGGAACUCCCAAACGCUUGAGCAAUUUCCGCAAUGUUGGAAGGGUCUUUGGCUUGGCUCUUGUCCAAAAACAAGUUCUACCACUCUCUUUGCCUCGCCAUUUAUGGAGAGCAAUCGCCGCCGAAACCAGUUUUUUGCUUUCUUUCCACGAUUUGGCUUUCGUGGAUCACGAACUUUAUAUGAGACUUCGGGAACUUAUCAUGGAGAAGAAAGACGAGAAGGCCCUCACAAAAAAAUUAAAUGAUUUGGAACUGUACUUCACGUGUAUGUUGCCAAAAGAAGAAACCGAUGGAAAGACACCCCGAGAAGUCGAAUUGUGCCCGGGAGGAAAAGAAAUGCGUGUGACGAGCUCAAAUCUUCCCCAAUACGUUUACCAGCUGGUGAAAUGCAGACUUGGCCGGCCAGAACUGCAGCAAUGCUAUGCGUUAUUUGCGCAAGGCAUUCAAGACGUGGUUCCAGCUGGAUUUUUGGCCCAUUUGACUGCUGAAGAUUUGGCCUUACUUGUCAAUGGAGUUGCUGAAAUUCCCAUCGAUCGCCUCAAAAAGUUAACGACUUUCCAAGAAGAGUGCCAAAUCUCGCAAUCGGAUCUCAAAAAGUUGGAACGCUGGUUUUGGGAAAUCGUGGAUCGAUUCAGCGACAAAGAGAAACAGGACUUGAUUUACUUCUGGACGGGCUCUGCGACGCUUCCGGCACUGGACGAAAUGUUUGUGGCACGACCGACGAUUGUGAUCAAAAACUUGUCGAAUGAUCACUUACCCUCUGCGAACACUUGUGUCUCUCGUCUCUACAUGCCGCACUACACGUCGAAAAACACUAUGUACCUCAAACUACGCCAUGCCAUCCAAAUUAAAGUGUUUGGUUUUGUA